Dendroctonus ponderosae (mountain pine beetle) is the source of this 1239-nucleotide messenger RNA. RefSeq lists its product as uncharacterized. Gene Ontology annotation, biological process: arachidonate secretion; phospholipid metabolic process. The coding region runs from base 318 to 1145 and encodes 275 amino acids. The transcript has 4 exons. NCBI's taxonomy places the organism in Eukaryota, Metazoa, Arthropoda, Insecta, Coleoptera, Curculionidae. The record is from RefSeq and is a predicted model, not a curated record.
CGUUGGCAUUCACAACUCGACUAUACCGACUGCAGUACCACUAUGGUACUACUUUCAAAAAAGUAAGUGCAUAUCUGCACAGACACAAGCGAUUCAUAUUUCAUUCACAGUACGCAAAGCAUAGCAAGAAUACCUAAACCGCGGUACCAAUCGCGGGUUCGCUAAUAAAGCGGGAACUGAAAAGUACCUCAAGUUUUAUUAGAACCAUUAUGUGAUAGUGUCUAAAAACCUAAAGGGACAAGUAGAUACUCUUGGGACUUCCAUCAAUUUCUCAUAGGUAGCCAAAUAGAGUGAUCACCAUCUGACAUCUACCCACCAUGGUUCUAUUGACAAAGAGUCAAUAUGUGGUUAUGCUUGCAAUUUUUUUGCUGCUAUGCAUUAUGGAAAUUCAUGGUAAACCGUCGUUAGGAAGAUUCCGGUUUAGAGGGCCUUUUGCUCGACCAGACGAAUCCAAUGAAAAUUUGAAGCAUUACAGCGGACGAAAAAUUAGCGAUUCUAUGCGAAUGGUGUACUUUCAUGAUCAGACGAUUGCCGUUGUCGAACUCGGACCAAGGAAAUUACUGUUAAACUGCGAAAUUAUUGAAGUUUUUAAACCGGAGCAAUAUUCUGAAGUUCUUGGUAGUUUUGCAAAGAAAGCGCGUCCCGUUGGAAUUACCUUCCUGGAAAUGCUCACGCUGAUGGACCAAUGUAAAGAACUAGAGGAAUAUACAGGGAACAUCAAAAGAGAUACUCGCAAUUCAACAGCUAGCCCAUUUGAGCAAGCAAGAGGAAUUUUGGCUAAUGAUCCUUUCAGUUUAUUCAAAGGAAUUAUACCCGGGACAAAAUGGUGUGGAACAGGUGACAUAGCUCAAAAUUAUUACGACUUAGGAUCCGAACCGACUGUGGAUGUGUGCUGUAGAACCCACGAUUUGUGCCCAGUUAAAGUAAGGGCGCGCUCCCAGAAGUACAACUUGUCCAACAAUUCUAUCUACACAAAAUCACAUUGUGAAUGUGACGAACAUCUUUACAAAUGUUUAAAAAGUCAAACUGAUAUUCCGAUCGCUAAUUUCAUGGGCAAUAUAUACUUCAACAUCGCAGCACUAGAAUGUGUGGAUGACGAAAAGGAAGGAAAUAGAUCAUUCCGAAGUCCUCGUCGCAGGUUUUAGAGUUAAGGUUAAACAAAAUGUACAUAACACGUAACAUAAAUUAUUGCCAAAAUCGUACAAACUGUGAUUUUUUAAUAAAACAUUUUUUACUUAA